GUUGGGAGCCUCCGCUGUGUGAAGCUGAGGGGCGGCGAGUGGAGCUCGGGCACCGGCAGUGACGGGAAAACGGUGUCCGGGCCCGGUUCUGGAGGCGCGCCGGGGCUCGGAAGCCUCAGACCAGACAAAGGCUUGCUUUGGGUCCCGGCGUUUCCCCGCUUCGGGUUUUUUUCGACCGGUGCGGACUUGUCCCCGCGCCUCAUCCUCGGCCUCGCGUGAACUGUCAAGCCGGGCACCCCUCAUUCAAAGCCGGCGGGGCGCGGGACCCACCUAUGUAUAGGCGGUGCUGGUGCCUUCCGACCACCCAUUGAGCCCCAUUUCCCCCAUGCUGGUGGCUUGGCCGCCCCCCUCGCCGUGAGGAGGAGGAGGAGGAAGAGCCGGAGGAGGAGGAGGAAGACCCCGACCCCUUCUAGCUGGGUCAGGGCGAAGGAGAAGGGGAAGCAGCUGAGCAGCAGUGGGGGGACUCUCCCCUCAGGCCCUGCCCAAGGGAGCCAUGUCGAACAGUGGUCGGAGUCCCCUGCCCACCCUCAAUGAGAGAGACACGGAGCAGCCGGCCUUGGGACAUCCGGAGUCCAAGCCCAACACAAAGUCCAACAUGCUACGAGGCCGCGGCCCAGUUACCUCCGCUGAUGAGCAGCCACACAUUGGGAACUACCGCUUGUUGAAGACGAUUGGGAAGGGCAACUUCGCCAAGGUCAAACUGGCACGGCAUGUCCUGACAGGGAAAGAGGUGGCUGUGAAAAUAAUUGAUAAGACGCAGCUGAACUCCUCCAGCUUACAGAAGCUCUUCCGGGAAGUGCGAAUAAUGAAGGUUUUGAAUCAUCCUAAUAUAGUUAAAUUAUUUGAAGUAAUAGAGACAGAGAAGACACUGUACCUCGUCAUGGAGUAUGCCAGUGGGGGUGAGGUGUUCGACUAUUUAGUAGCCCAUGGAAGAAUGAAAGAGAAAGAAGCACGGGCAAAAUUCCGACAGAUAGUUUCUGCUGUGCAGUACUGUCACCAAAAAUUCAUUGUACAUAGAGACUUGAAGGCAGAGAACCUGCUCUUAGAUGCCGACAUGAACAUUAAAAUUGCAGACUUCGGUUUCAGCAACGAGUUCACGUUUGGCAACAAGCUUGACACCUUCUGCGGGAGCCCCCCGUACGCUGCCCCUGAGCUUUUCCAGGGCAAGAAGUACGACGGCCCCGAGGUGGACGUCUGGAGCCUAGGGGUUAUCCUUUACACACUGGUCAGCGGCUCCCUGCCCUUCGAUGGGCAGAACCUCAAGGAGCUGCGAGAACGGGUCUUGAGGGGGAAGUACCGGAUCCCCUUCUACAUGUCCACGGACUGUGAGAACCUGCUGAAAAAAUUCCUCAUCCUCAACCCUAGCAAGAGAGGCACUUUAGAGCAAAUCAUGAAAGACCGCUGGAUGAAUGUGGGUCACGAGGACGAUGAACUGAAGCCUUACGUGGAGCCUCUGCCCGACUACAAGGAUCCCCGGCGGACAGGCGCGCUGACCGUCUCUCUCCUUUCCCUGUGUGUGCGUGCUCCCUUCCGUUGUCCUGCAGAGCUCAUGAUCUCCAUGGGAUAUACCCGGGAGGAAAUCCAGGACUCCUUAGUCAGCCAGAAGUAUAACGAAGUCAUGGCUACAUAUCUGCUGCUAGGAUACAAAAAUUCAGAGCUUGACAACGAUAGCAUUACCCUGAAGCCACGGACCCAACCCGAACUUGCCAAGAGCACCGCCCCCUCCCCGUCGCACAAGGUACAGCGCAGUGUAUCAGCCAACCCCAAGCAACGCCGCUUAAGCGACCAGGUACCCACCAUCCCAACAUCCUCCUCGUACUCCAAGAAAACACAGGCAGCCAAUGCAGAGAACAAGCGGCCCGAAGAGGAGCGGGAGGCUGGGCGCAACAAGGCCAGCAGCACGGUCAAAGUGCCUGCCAGCCCCCUGCCCAGCCUCGAGAGGAAGAAGAGCACCCCCACACCUUCCACAAACAGCGUCCUCUCAACCAGCACAAACCGGAGCCGCAACUCCCCCAUGCUGGACCGGGCCAGUUUGGGCCAGAACUCUAUCCAGAACGGCAAAGAUAGCCUAACCACUCCAGGCUCCAGGGCUUCUACCGCUUCAGCUUCCGCCGCCGUGAGCUCUGCGCGCCCGCGACAGCACCAGAAAUCCAUGUCUGCCUCGGUGCACCCCUCCAAGCCCGCGCUGCCCCCCUCCGACAAUAACUGUGAGGCGCAGCGACCCAGCACUGCACCCCAGAGGGUCCCCGUCGCCUCUCCCUCGGCCCACAACAUCAGCAGUGCCCUCCCGGAGCGCACCAACUUCCCGCGGGGCGUCUCCAGCCGCAGCACUUUCCAUGCCGGGCAGCUCCGGCAGGUCCGGGACCAGCAGAACCUCCCCUACGGCCUCACGCCCGCGUCGCCCUCCGGGAACAGCCAAGGCAGGAGGGGGGCCUCAGGGAGCAUCUUCAGCAAGUUCACCUCCAAGUUCGUGCGCAGAAAUCUGUCUUUCAGGUUUGCCAGAAGGAACCUGCAUGAGCCCGAAAGCAAAGACCGUGUGGAGACGCUCAGGCCUCACAUGGUGGGCAGCAGCGGCGACAAGGAGCGGGACGAGAACCGGGAGGCCAAGCCGCGCUCGCUGCGCUUCACCUGGAGCAUGAAGACGACGAGCUCCAUGGAGCCCAACGAGAUGAUGAAGGAGAUCCGGAAAGUGCUGGACGCUAACAACUGCCAGUGCGAGCUGCAGGAGAAGUACAUGCUUCUGUGCAUGCACGGAGCGCCGGGCCACGAGGCCUUUGUCCAGUGGGAGAUGGAGGUGUGCAAGCUCCCCCGCCUCUCCCUCAACGGUGUCCGCUUCAAGCGGAUAUCGGGCACCUCCAUGGCCUUCAAGAACAUUGCCUCAAAAAUCGCCAACGAACUGAAGCUUUAACAGGCCCCCCGGGGGGGCCCAGCCUGCACGCGCAUGGGGUGGGGGUUAGGAGUAAAAAGCUGCAAUUUUAACUCUGGAAGGGUUUAUUUUUCGAUACCCUGGUGCAGGACGGAGAUUGGGGGGCAGGGAAAGGGGGCGGCAGCUGGAUGUUUGGGGACAUCCCCCCUCUCCAUCACUCCCCCCCCCCUGCUGCUGGAUCGCCAUGGAGACAGAGUGCGUGGGGUAGUGGCUGGCAGCCACCCAGCCCGUCUCCGUGGCAACAGUAGUGGGAGCGUACCAAGGGCUGUUGGUCUCUAUAGUGACUGUGUUGGGGGGCAUCCCUUUUGGUCUCCGUGGCGACCAUGGUACUUUCCUUUUAUUUCUUUUUUUUGUUGUUGCACAUGAGACAGGGUUUUAAAUUUUUACCAAACGCAGCAAAAAGCAAAGAUGGGGAGAUAAGUGGACACCCCGCCCCCUCAACUGCCAGAGCUCGCCCUCCCCCACAAUGCCUUUUACCUCCCACAAUGCCUUUCACUCGCACCCUCCUCUCCCGCUCCUUGUGUUGGUGGUGGGCUUUCAGCUGCCGAGCGUGUGCUUGCUCAUGCCCUGGGAGAGUUGGGCUUUCCUAAGGGCAUAAUGGUGCCAGUGGUUCUCCCUCUGGGUUUCCCCCGUCAGGCCAGUGAUGGAUGGUGGUGGGUUUGGACGGUUCUGCGGUCGCCCUCUCCUCACCUUCCUACUCUCGGCCAGUUCUGUUCCCAGAGAUCACGGCCUGUUUUUGGCAAGGCCGUUGGAAGGAGCACUGUCCUCCAAUGUGCUCUUCUUCUGGCAGGGGUCCUGAGACCCCCUAUUAAAAGAGUGGGGUGGAGAUUCUAGCCAUGCAUAUGGUUGUCUCCCACCUUGGAAGAGUAAAGGGUGGGGAGUGUCCCAAGCCACAGCAGUCCGUUUCUUCACCUCUGACCACCUCCCUCCCCAGCAAUUCUCUUCCCUGCAAGCUCCAGGAGCAACAGCAUAAAGCUAGCAAGGGCUUCUGGGAGCAGAGCAUUCCUUUGUUCAGCCCGAGCCAGUUUCUUUUAUGGGCUUUUGACAGCUUGCACAGCAUCAUGGUUAGAACUGCUGCCCAAUCAGUCUUGCUGGUGCCUUGCUUGUUGGUUCUGAUCCCAAGCCUCCACCCCCCCUCUUCUCCAGCACUUCCAGGCUAAGAUAACUUUCAGUAUGUUUCUUCCUGACCCAGGAUGCUCUGGAACACACCAGACCUUGGCCACCAACUUUGCACACGUGUUCAUACUUGGCUUCUUUUCCUCUGUGCCCAAGAGUGGCUUUGGCUGUUAUUAAAGCAAGUGGCACCAUCUACCUGUGGGGAGAGUUGCCUGAAGCGUCAUUAGCUGGGGGAACAGCUAUUUUUGCCCCAGUCUUUCCAUUACGGAAGACGACAUACACAGGUCAUGAUGUUUGGGGGCAAGAGGAAGAGCUUUGUGGUGGGGUAUGUAGGUGGGGGGCUCUGUUAACACUCUCCCUGCCCAGGUAGUGGUUGCAGCAGUGGCCACCAGUAUCUUACCAGUAUGGUGGAAGAUAAGGGGAGCUCCCCCUCCCAUUUACCUCCUUCCCUGCAUCUACAAAAGCAGGAUAGCACAGCCUGCCCUUCCUUCCCAUUUGACAAGCCAGCUUUUCCCCUCCUCUUUCCAAAGCACAAGAGAAAAAUGGGACCCUGGCUGCAAUUACCUCUCUUGUUCCUCCCUCCCCUUCACCCCACCACCCCUCAAGAUGGGUUUCUUCCAUUGUCAUAUCACCACUUGAGAAUGUAUUUUCAAUCCUCUUUGGGGUGGUUGGGCUCCCCACCCUGGCAGUCUGUACUGAGCUCCUUCAACCCCACCACUGUCACACACACACACACACAAAUCUGGUUUGUAUAUAACUGUACUGAUACCUCGGUUUUGUGAGUGGUUACUUUUUUUUUUUAAUUCUGAUCACAAAAUGCCUUUUUUAAAAAAAAAGAAAAAAUCAUGUCCCUUUUUUGUUCAUCCCCCUCCCCCCCUCUAGGGACGCUGCCGUUUGAUGUAGUUUUACAGGUUCUAGAUUAAAACUUUCCAGAAAGUA
Podarcis raffonei (Aeolian wall lizard) is the source of this 4981-nucleotide messenger RNA. It is a transcript of the gene MARK2, whose product is annotated as microtubule affinity regulating kinase 2. Lineage: Eukaryota; Metazoa; Chordata; Lepidosauria; Squamata; Lacertidae. Gene Ontology annotation, molecular function: tau-protein kinase activity; ATP binding; protein serine/threonine kinase activity. The transcript is spliced from 19 exons. The record is from RefSeq and is a predicted model, not a curated record. Gene Ontology annotation, cellular component: cytoplasm. Gene Ontology annotation, biological process: intracellular signal transduction; protein phosphorylation; microtubule cytoskeleton organization. Bases 494 to 2908 code for a protein of 804 amino acids.